GGCAUUGAUGCCAAUUCCAUGCGUCAGUCUUUUACCAUCCAUUCUGCAUGCACUGUUCUGGAUUUCACAUAACAACACAAACACGCGAGCAUCUGAGCUAAAUAGUUAAGGUAAGUGUGGAAGCAGUGGAAAUGCGUAGAGAACCAGAGUUCGUAAAUGUAUACGAGAGCGACCGGGAGAGCGGGACUGAUUCCUCUUCCGAGGAAGCGCAGGACGAAGACGAGAAGCAGGAAGAGCAACCUUCAGUUUCGGCGGCUGGUACUGUCGGAAGAGGAACGGAUUGUAAUGCAGAACACAUAAACGAAACAUGCGAAGUCGAAGAGGUGCUUCCGAAAAAAGUGAACCAGAAUAUUAGGUGUUCUUCAGACCUUCCGGAGCAUUCCGAAUCGAGUGGGACUUACGACGGUGGCUCGGCUAGUAGCUGCUCUCCAAGCUCCCCUCUUAAAGAGCAGCUUGACGAAUGGAAACUGAGCAACAGCAUUUAUGUGCUAUUGAAAGAAAAAGGACUAGAGUAUGAAGACCUGAAACAAGUUUCAAUAGCAGAUGUAAAUGAACUGUUUGAACCCUGUCGAACGGGAGAGAAGUUCCGACUACUGAACAAACUACGUAAUUGGCCCUCAUCUGCACAGUACCAGCCUGCUAAAGAAAUUUGCUCUAAACUUAACUUCGCCAAGUCACAGGUUCAAGCGCAAGACCUCGACAGAUUAUUAAACGUUAACGAGAAAGGAAAAAUAAUAAUGCGAUAUUACAGUAAAUACCAAACUGUAAACAAAGUGAUGCAAAAAGAACUCAGUCAGAUUAUAGUCGACUCGUAUAUCGCACAAGGGAAAAAUUUCCCAGUCGCUGAUAUGGACAAAUUCGCAGAACUUAUCGUUGCUAAACUUGGCUCUGAAAGAAAAGAAACUUAUCUGUGUCCGCGUGAUAAAUCUAUCGGAAAGAUAAAUCCGUCAGGUCUGUUGUAUCAUCAGUACUAUAACUCAAGUGACCGGAAAGCUCUCCAGUCACCACGCAAGAAGAAAGUGAAACUGCAAAACUCCAACGAAAGUGACGUAUCCAAUCAAAAGUACGGCCCUGAAGAUUUAGUUUCGCUGAAGGAAGAUCAGGCAUGGCUACAAAAUAAUAACACACCUUUAGCCGAUGUCAAGGAGAAGUGGAAGAAAACUUAUCCGUUUCGGUUGCAGAUGAUCAAGGAAAUCCCUAAAGCACAGAAUAAAAUUUCUAAGUUACUGGAAUCUUGGCCACGUUUUGGAGACUCGGAAGGUCCUGUCUAUAAAAUCUUCAGAAGCGAUAUAAACUUUAUUUCUAUCUAUUAA
Messenger RNA from Ochlerotatus camptorhynchus, 1313 nucleotides. RefSeq lists its product as uncharacterized. Bases 132 to 1313 code for a protein of 393 amino acids. The transcript is spliced from 7 exons. The record is from RefSeq and is a predicted model, not a curated record. NCBI's taxonomy places the organism in Eukaryota, Metazoa, Arthropoda, Insecta, Diptera, Culicidae.